AUGUUCUUCGAAGAGGAAGGUCAUAAAAACAUAAGCUUCUUUGCAGAUCAAUUACCAUUUGCUGAUGGUUUGAUACUGUUCCUGAGUUUGAUCGAUCAAGGUUCAGAAUUAUCAAAUAUUUUGGAAGAUGCUGUGAAGCGUCUGCAGCUGACGCGCACGAAGUCCAACAUCUGUAUCCUGGGCAUUGGAGGCAACGUAGUCAGUAAAGCACUUGGUAAAGUAGAACUCAGAUUGUUUUCAUUAUAUUCUGACUCCAGCGUCGAUGUGGUGCUCUACAUCUUGCCUAGAGUAACAGCUCCACUACCAUCUUUUCAAUGUAAGACAAGAUCGUGGCUGCAUAUGGAGUUUCUGGAGUUAGCUGACCCCCAUUUCUAUCUGCCACGAGACAUAGACUUGCUACUAGGCACUGAAUGCUAUUCAGCUAUAAUCACCUCAGAUUUGCUCAGAGGUUCUUUAUCCGAACCUAUCGCUCAACAAGAGGUCCCUUCAAAGUCAAGCUCGCAGCUUACACCAGAGGAACAGGAGUGUGAGGAACACUUCGUGCGAGCUCACUCUCGGGAUAGAACCGGAAGAUACGUGGUGAAACUUCCUCUGAAGCAAUCUCCAUCUCUGCUGGGCAACUCAGUCAACCGUGCUCGUAAAUGCUUCGAUCACACAGUGGCCAGGCUUAGAACAGACGACAAGUACGACAAGCUCUAUACAGAUUUCAUGAAUGAAUAUUUGAGUCUUGACCAUAUGCGACCGGUGCCUACAGAUGAGCUCAACAUCAAGCCUCAUUUUUAUCUGCCUCAUCACGGCGUAUUGAAGGAAGAUGGAGACAACGCCAAAAUCAGGAUGGUUUUCAAUGGAUCAGCCCUCACUUCCUUUGGAAAUUUACUCAACAGCAUAACUCACACGGGAUCUAAUCUACUGCCCAACAUAACAGAUAUACUCUUCUGGUUACGCACAUUCAAAUGGACUUUUUCUGUGGACAUCUCCAAGAUGUAUCGUCAGAUCAAGGUUCAUCCAGACGAUUGGGAUCUUCAGCAAAUCAUCUGGCAUAUCAAAACUCACGAGGAAGCUCACUUCCAGCUCACCACCGUGACCUACAGGAAGAGGCCUGCUCCAUUUCUGGCCACACGCUCACUGCUGCAGCUGGUGAAGGAUAAAGGGCACCGUUACCCCCAGGCGGCCCGGAUUCUCACCAGUGGCAGAUAUGUGGACGACAUUUUUGGUGGAGCGGACACUGACUCCAGAUGA
Molecule: messenger RNA, 1239 nt
Organism: Copidosoma floridanum
Lineage: Eukaryota; Metazoa; Arthropoda; Insecta; Hymenoptera; Encyrtidae
Source: RefSeq, a predicted model, not a curated record